CUUGAACGGGUAAUACUGUAUAAACUUUAUCAGGUUCCUUUAUAAGGAACAAGCGUUGUACGCUUUUAUAACGCACUCAUCAACGGCACACGUGCACACAUGUAUAUAUUGAAAACAGUUAACAUGCUUCAGGUCAGGUUUGCAUUUGCUUAAAGAGGAACUGAAAUGAGAAAGAUGUGUGAGAAGCAGAGGGCGGAAGGGCGGCCGUGUGCGUCAGCCCCUGGUGAGGUAUCGAGAUACAACGACGACGUUCAUUCCCUUUAGCAGGGUGGAUUGUAUGGUCAAGUGUUCAUCUGCUCUUGGACUUCAAUGACCGAUUCCAAAAUGGUGCCAUCAGACUUCACGGCAGUUGAGAAGAUAGAGAUGGAGAGCAUGAGAAUCUACAAGAAAGAUCUACUUGAGGACAUCCAGAAGCUAAAGUCAGAGAUAGACAACGUCAUGGCAGACAUCCUCAGCUUUGAGUCGUCAGAGGAGAGCAGCAGGACUAUCGAGAAAGGAAAGAAGUUCUCCAACGGAAAGAAGAAGUUCAACAUGGACCCCAAAAAGGGUAUUAACUACAUGUUGGGCUGCCAGCUCCUGGAACCCGGAGCCAAAUCUAUCGCUGAGUUCCUCUACAGGGAGGAGGGGCUCAACAAGACCGCCAUCGGGGAGUUCCUGGGAGAGAGGGAGGAGCUCCACCUGCAGACCCUGAAGGCCUUCGUGGAGCUCCACCAGUUCUCCAACCUCAACCUGGUGCAAGCGCUCAGACAGUUCCUGUGGAGUUUCCGCCUGCCCGGUGAGGCCCAGAAGAUCGACCGCAUGAUGGAGGCCUUCGCCACGCGCUACUGCAACUGCAACGCUCCUGUCUUCCAGUCUACUGACACGUGCUACAUCCUGUCCUUCGCCAUCAUCAUGCUGAACACCAGCCUCCACAAUCCCAACGUCAAGGACAAGACCACGCUAGAGCGCUUCAUCUCCAUGAACCGGGGGAUCAACAACGGAGGGGACCUGCCUGUCCCACUGCUCACGAAACUGUACGACAGCAUACGCAACGAGCCCUUCAAGAUCCCAGAAGACGAUGGCAAUGACCUCACUCACACCUUCUUCAACCCUGACCGCGAGGGCUGGCUUCUCAAGCUCGGAGGCCGCGUUAAGACGUGGAAAAGACGCUGGUUCAUCCUGACUGACAACUGCCUGUACUACUUUGAGUACACCGCUGAUAAAGAGCCCAGGGGCAUCAUUCCAUUAGAGAACCUGUGUGUCAAAGAGGUUCACUAUCCUCGCAAGCCUUACUGCCUGGAGAUGACCAACCCCAACAGCCGGGGCCAGAGGAUCAAGGCCUGCAAGACGGAGACGGACGGCCGGGUGGUUGAGGGGAAGCACCAGUCCUACACAAUCUGUGCUGCCAGCGCAGACGAGAGGGACUCCUGGAUAGAGGCCAUCAGAGCGAGCAUCACCAGGGAUCCCUUCUACGACCUGGUCUCCCUGCGCAAAAAGAAGAUCAUCAACCAAGGCAACCAAGACUGAGUGAAACCAGCCCCUGUGUGGAGGACAGGUGACACAGCUUAGCCCUCAAGGAGGAGGACUAACACGUACUCAGAGUGUAGACACUAGACAGGGCCCAGGAGGUGGACGGACCAGGUCAAUGGACGGAUGCUAUCUCUUGGUUCCCCAUAUUUGAGCGCGGACAGACUUAGCGUCAGGAAGAACACGAUUCUAUCUUCCCCAGGUGAUUUCAUCGUGAAAUUAGGAUGUGAUGCGCAGACAGAUUUAGGACAAAGACACCCAUUAUAGUCUAUUCUGUCGAGGGGAGAAACCUGUGUUUCAAUUUGCACUUACCCUGUAAUGGCUUACUUGACUAGACAAGCGUCUGGCCUCCUCUGGCGUGGUGUGUGACUAAACUAGAAGUAGACACACAGUCUCUCAGAUUGCUUCUGGAAACAAUCCGUCAAGGACCCAGAACAGACAGACAGACGGUUUCAAAUCAGUUCUGUUUAUGUCCCCUUCUUCUUGUUCUUCUACCCUUGUGAUAAAUGCAUUUAAUCAGUCGCUCACAAUUGUUGCUGGAGAUUCUAUGCGUUUCUCGAGUACAGUAACCUUGGAGGUUGGAAUUAAUUUACCUUCUCUGGAUCAUUACAGUGAAGGUGUGAAGUGAAAUGUAUUAUUGUUAUGACAACAGAGCUACUAGUAGUAAGACCAUGUGAUUCAGGUUUUUGCAUGAAUACAUGAUCAGAUGAUUGACUGAACUCUUUAAAGUGGUGAUAUUAUGCCACCAGGUGUAAUUGUGAUUAGCCAUUAAAAAACGUUAUUGUGAUGUCACUAAAACAUCCGAAAGGGAAGAUUUUUAAAUGGCUUGUAUUGGCUAAUCACACUCAAGCUUGGUGGCAUAAUACCACCCCUUUAAUUAGUAGACUUACAGCUUACUUAAUUGAAUAAGGUUGCAUUAUAAUUAUACUAAUUUUGUUUUGCACACUAGCUUAUAAACUGUUGUUUAUAACCAAUCAUAGCAAAUUAAGCAAUCUUAUAAACCGCUUGUAAACUAUUGUUAGCUUUCAAAGCUUUCAAACAUACUAACAUUAUCUAGAUCCUCUUUUAGUUUUAAAUAAAUGGUACUCCGGGUAUACAACAGACAUAUGCCUACACACUGAAACCAUUACCUUAUCACAGCCAUAUCAUACUUCCUCUUCACGAAAACUCCCACCAAAAAAAAACACAAAAACAUGCAUGGGGUUGUUAUGUGUCCACCUAUUUGAUGUACAUUGUACUGUAUAUAUGGACGUGUAUGUAAAUGUUAAAACAAAUGUAUAAAUGUUUUUAAUGGUGUAUAAAAUGAAUGGGGAUGGGGAUCUCGGGAAACCUGCAAACAAAUGAGUUAACGGAAAAUAGGAAUUUGAAUAGCUUGAAUUUGCUGUGUAUUGUGUUUUUAUACAGUUUUGAUGUUGUAACCUGACUAGGAAAUUUGCAAAGCUAGUAAUAAAUUUCAUAUUUAUUUUGA
Molecule: messenger RNA, 2974 nt
Organism: Gadus macrocephalus (Pacific cod)
Lineage: Eukaryota; Metazoa; Chordata; Actinopteri; Gadiformes; Gadidae
Gene: cyth4b
Product: cytohesin 4b
Exons: 13
Coding region: 310-1506 (398 amino acids)
Biological process (GO): regulation of ARF protein signal transduction
Molecular function (GO): guanyl-nucleotide exchange factor activity
Source: RefSeq, a predicted model, not a curated record